Messenger RNA from Daldinia caldariorum, 2226 nucleotides. RefSeq names its product catalase. The transcript has 2 exons. Gene Ontology annotation, cellular component: cytosol. Gene Ontology annotation, biological process: hydrogen peroxide catabolic process; response to oxidative stress. Lineage: Eukaryota; Fungi; Ascomycota; Sordariomycetes; Xylariales; Hypoxylaceae. The record is from RefSeq and is a predicted model, not a curated record. The coding region runs from base 1 to 2226 and encodes 741 amino acids. Gene Ontology annotation, molecular function: catalase activity; heme binding.
AUGUCGUCUCAUAUUAUUCGAGAUACAGCGGAUAGAGUCAGAACCAUGGUUGGCGGAGAGAAAGGCCGCAAGAUCGCGGAUCUCGACACCGUCACUCAGACGGUGUCGCCCAAGGACAGGAUUACGUCUGACUUUGGUGUAAAGAUGGGCAAUGUCGACGAAUGGUUGCGAGUGGCCAACAACGACAAGACAGGACCUAUGCUUUUAGAGGACUCAUUUUCUAGAGAAAGAAUUCAUCGAUUUGAUCAUGAACGUAUUCCCGAACGGGUUGUUCAUGCGCGGGGUACUGGCGCAUUCGGCACUUUCCGGUUACUCGAGAGUGCCGAAGACGUUACAUUUGCAGGAGUCCUCACAGAUACGUCUCGUGAGACACCUGUUUUCGUUCGAUUUUCUACCGUGGCAGGCUCUCGUGGUAGUGCCGACACCGUACGUGAUGUGCGCGGGUUUGCUGUCAAGUUCUACACGCAAGAAGGUAAUUGGGAUAUCGUCGGAAACAAUAUCCCCGUCUUCUUCAUCCAAGACGCCAUUAAGUUCCCUGACGUUAUUCAUUCUGUCAAGCCCGAGCCUCAUAACGAGGUACCGCAAGCUCAGUCAGCGCACAAUAACUUCUGGGAUUUCGUGUUUAUGCAUACCGAGGCUACUCACAUGUUUAUGUGGACGAUGUCGGAUCGAGCGAUCCCGCGAUCGUUUCGAAUGAUGCAGGGUUUCGGUGUCAACACUUUUGUUCUCAUUAACAAGAAGGGCGAGCGUCACUUCGUUAAAUUCCACUGGAAACCUGAGCUUGGUGUUCACUCGUUAGUCUGGGAUGAGGCUUUGAAGAUAGGAGGUCAAGACCCCGACUUCCAUCGCAAGGAUCUGUGGGAGGCGAUCGAGAACGGUGCUUAUCCGAAGUGGAAGUUUGGUAUUCAACUCAUUCCGGAGUCUAGAGAACACGACUUCGACUUCGAUAUUCUUGACGCGACGAAGAUUUGGCCCGAAGAUCUUGUCCCGGUCCGAUACAUCGGUGAGAUGGAACUCAACAGGAACGUCGACGAAUUCUUCACUCAGACUGAACAGGCCGCAUUCUGUACGGCGCACAUGGUUCCAGGAAUUGCUCACUCGGAUGAUCCUCUCCUGCAAGGCCGUAGCUUUAGCUACUUUGACACGCAACUGUCCCGCCUUGGAAUCAACUGGCAGGAGUUGCCAAUUAAUAAGCCCGUCUGCCCCGUCCUGAACUUCAACCGUGACGGCCAAGGCAGACACGCUAUUGCCAAGGGACAAGUUAACUACUGGCCUAACAGGUUCGAAGCACGACCACCGGCUAGUGCACAAGAAGGAGCGUAUAUCGAGCCCCCACUCAAUGUCCAAGGCAUCAAGGCGCGAACCAAGAGUGCCAAGUUCCGCGAACACUUCAACCAGGCACAGUUGUUCUAUAACAGCUUGUCGGAACCGGAGAAGAACCACGUCGCCGCAGCUUUCUCUUUCGAGCUAGACCACUGCGACGACCCCGUCGUAUAUGAGCGCAUGUCGCAGCGGUUAGCCGAUAUUGACUUGGGACUUGCUCAGACUGUAGCGGAGAUGGUUGGAGGACCGAAGCCCGAGAAGCAGACCAAACCGAACCACGGCAACAAGGCUAGCAAGCUCAGCCAGUUAGAAUUCCCGUCCACAAACCCGACAAUUGCGAGCCGACGAAUUGCUAUUAUCAUCGCAGACGGCUUUGACAUCGCUAUUUACGGUGCAGUUAAGGCUGCUGUAAAGACAUCUGGCGCACUGCCCUUCACAAUUGGAGUUCGCAGGUCCGAGAUAUUCCCAGCGGGUGUACCAAAGACGCCAGGUAGCGGAAUUAAACCUGACCACCACCUUGAAGGCAUGCGAUCCACCUUGUUCGAUGCGGUAUUCGUUCCUGGAGGAGCUGAGUCAGUUAAGACUCUAUCUAAGAGCGGACGAGCGCUGCACUGGCUCCGCGAAGCGUUCGGCCAUCUCAAGGCCAUCGGCGGUACUGGUGAAGCUGUCGAGUUAUUCAAGAUAGCAUUCGCAUUACCAGAAAUUCAAGUUUCGACAAACGACAAAGCAGUUGAAUCCUAUGGUGUUGUUACUAUGUCACGCGUGUCGGCUGACAGCUUGAAGGAGACUGUUAAAAUUGCCAAGGAGGGAGCGGGGUUCUUGGAGAAGUUCUGGUACCAAGUUUCGCAACACAGGAACUUUGACAGAGAAUUGGCUGGACUCAAUUCGCAGGUCGCGUAUUAA